AUGAAGGUAAUAUCAUUAGGCAUAAUUUCCUCAAUAAUAUUUAGUAUAGUUUUAGCAAAAAAGAGUUUGGAUUCAGAGUCCACCACGGGGUGCGUAAUAUACGAAAAAACGACAAAAAUAGAUCAUAUUAAAACAUCAGUUCAAGAUGUGAAACCCUUUAACUCUAACAUUCCAGGUAUCAAUUUUAUAGAUGAAUUCGAACCAAUAACGUUAGAACCUCCAAAAGGACGUAAAAGUAUGUUAUCUGAACCCUUUAUCUCAGAAACCGAUGGUACUGUUACUGAUAAAGUGACAGGAUUUUUAAUUAGAGAAAAAAAUUCUAGUGUAUCAGGAUGGUAUAUUAGACCAUAUGAAGAAGAUUAUAAAGAUAUGAUUAUGGUUAAUUUUGUGCCUCUUAGGGGAUAUUAUCAACACGAACAACAGAACGUACAUAAUCAAUAUGGGGUCUCUCCUUCAGUACCUAAGAUGUCUGAAAAACAAAAAUUAAGUACAAUAAAUGAAGAGAUCUCAAAUACGGUACAUGAUGAUGACGAAAGCACGAUACUUGGGGAUGACGACUUUACUCUAAAUGUAUAUGAAGAAAUAGAUGCAGAACUUGUAUCAUGUUUCGGAGAUGAAGAAAAUAGAAAUGAAUAG
Messenger RNA from Plasmodium vinckei vinckei, 636 nucleotides. RefSeq names its product erythrocyte membrane antigen 1. Bases 1 to 636 code for a protein of 211 amino acids. NCBI's taxonomy places the organism in Eukaryota, Apicomplexa, Aconoidasida, Haemosporida, Plasmodiidae. The record is from RefSeq and is a predicted model, not a curated record. The transcript is spliced from 2 exons.